Onychostoma macrolepis is the source of this 1340-nucleotide messenger RNA. RefSeq lists its product as uncharacterized. Gene Ontology annotation, molecular function: catalytic activity. The record is from RefSeq and is a predicted model, not a curated record. Lineage: Eukaryota; Metazoa; Chordata; Actinopteri; Cypriniformes; Cyprinidae. Bases 1 to 1302 code for a protein of 433 amino acids. The transcript has 3 exons.
AUGGCUGUCUCCAAACAGUUACUUGCCCACUGGAUAGUGGAGGCUAUAGUCUUGGCAUACCAGGCCCAGGGCUUACCGUGCUCCCUUGAUGUGGCCAGUAACACCGGACCUUCUAGGUGUCAAUCACGCUUGCUGCGCCAUUCCCCUCUAUGGACCGGAUACGUGUGCUUUUACUGCUUCUCAGUUCAGUUCCCCUGGCGAACCCUGUUGAAGUUCCUCCCGCACCCUCAGCAGUCAGGCGUAGCGGAGCGCCAGAUGUCAGGCCCAGCACUCGUGUGUAUGCCCAAGCUUGGCUUAUUGAAUAUUAGAUCCCUUUCUUCAAAAGCACUUUUUGUAAAUGAUAUGUUCACUGACCAUAAACUAGAUGUGCUUUGUCUGACAGAAACCUGGCUAAAACAAGAUGAUUACAUUACUUUAAACGAGUCUACAUCACAAGAUUACUGUUACGAACAUGAACCACGUCCAAAAGGUAAAGGGGGAGGUGUUGCUACAAUUUAUAGCAAUAUUUUCAGUAUCUCUCAGAGGUCGGGUUUCAAGUAUAAUUUGUUCGAAGUAAUGGUGCUUCAUAUAACGUUAUCCAAAGAAACAAGUAUUAAUGAUAAAUCCCCUGUGAUGUUUGUACUGGCUACUGUAUACAGGCCACCAGGGCACCAUACAGACUUUAUUAAAGAAUUUUCUGAUCUUCUAUCGGAGUUAGUGCUGACUGCAGAUAAAGUCCUAAUCGUUGGUGAUUUUAAUAUCCAUGUUGAUAAUGAAAAAGAUUCGUUGGGAUCAGCAUUUAUAGACAUUCUAAACUCUAUUGGAGUUAAACAACAUGUGUCAGGACCUACUCAUUGUCGAAAUCAUACUCUAGAUUUAAUACUGUCACAUGGAAUUGAUGUCAGUGGCAUUGAAAUUUGGCAGCAGAGCGAUGAUAUCUCAGAUCAUUAUCUAGUCUCCUGUAUAUUCCAUAUAGCUAAAGCUGUAAAGCCAACUCCUUGUUACAAAUAUGGUAGAACCAUUACCUCUACCACAAAAGACUGCUUUAUAAAUAAUCUUCCUGACUUAUCUCAGUUCCUCAGCAUAUCCAAUAGCUCAGAACAACUUGAUGAUGUAACAGGAACUAUGGACUCUCUCUUUUCUAGCACUUUAGAUGCGGUUGCUCCUUUACGCUUAAGGAAGAUUAAGGAUAAGAGUCCAACACCGUGGUAUAAUGAGCACACUCACGCCCUAAAGAGAGCAGCCCGGAAAAUGGAGCACAGCUGGAGGAAAAUUAAAUUAGAGGUAUUUCGUUUAGCUUGGCGGGAAAGUACCCUAUCCUAAAGAAAAACAUUAAAAAAUGCUAGAUCUGAUUACUUUUC